AUGCGACCCUUGAUUCUGCUCGCGCUACUGCCCCUCGUUGCUGGCUGGGGCAGCCUGGGUCAUCGCACCGUCGCCUACCUUGCCAGCAUGUACUUUACCCCCUCCUCGACCCGGUUCACCAACUUCCUGCUCCACGGCCAGGAUAUCUCGGAGGCAGCUCUGUUCCCCGAUAAAGUGCGACACAUGCCACAAUUCGCCUACUCUGCCAGCUGGCAUUACAUCGACGCACAGGACGACCCGCCGCGACAGUGUGGAAUCAACAUGACCAGAGAUUGCCUUGAGGAAGGUUGUGUCGUCAGUGCCAUUGCAAACCAUACCGGUCGAGUGGCAGAUCCUUCUCUACCGAGGUUCUACCGCGGCCAAAGUUUGAGAUUCAUGAUACAUUUCUUUGGAGAUGUACACCAACCUUUGCACACCGAGGCGGAGGAGAGGGGGGGAAACGAUAUACUGGUCAUGUUUGAUGGAAGACACACCAAUUUACAUAGUGUCUGGGAUACUCUCAUCCCCAACAGGUAUGCCGGAAGGGAUGAUGAAUUUCUGGCCGCGUGGGAAUGGGCACGGGCCUUGUAUGAUGAUCGGCCACUUGAUGAAUGUAUGACUGAUGCAGCUGAGUGUGGACUUUCCUGGGCCAGCGAAGCAAAUGCGUAUGUGUGCUCAUAUGUAUUAGCGGAGCACGUCGGUGGUCGAGAUCUUGGAGGGGAUUAUUACGAUGGGGCGAUACCUAUAAUCAAUGACAUGAUUAGAAAGGCCGGCAGAAGAUUAGCAGCAUGGAUCAACUCUAUGACAGAUACUGCAUUGCAAACUCAAUAG
Messenger RNA from Rhinocladiella mackenziei CBS 650.93, 810 nucleotides. RefSeq lists its product as uncharacterized. Bases 1 to 810 code for a protein of 269 amino acids. NCBI's taxonomy places the organism in Eukaryota, Fungi, Ascomycota, Eurotiomycetes, Chaetothyriales, Herpotrichiellaceae. The transcript has a single exon. Gene Ontology annotation, biological process: DNA catabolic process. Gene Ontology annotation, molecular function: nucleic acid binding; endonuclease activity. The record is from RefSeq and is a predicted model, not a curated record.